Molecule: messenger RNA, 6327 nt
Organism: Rhagoletis zephyria (snowberry fruit fly)
Lineage: Eukaryota; Metazoa; Arthropoda; Insecta; Diptera; Tephritidae
Source: RefSeq, a predicted model, not a curated record
UAAUUUUACUUAUUUUAUUUUUUUUUUUUUAAAUACUUAUUUUUUAUCAUUGUACAAGGUUGCAUCACUGCUUCCAAACAUUUCUCAUGUUGAUCGAAAUUUCUGAUAUUUGACAUUUGGUAAAAGCAACCCUGUAGUUAAUUUUUAUGUUUAAACAGUGUGGCUGCAAAGCGUUCAUGCUGCUACUACUCUACUACUACAAAAACGUACUUAAAUGCACCUUUGUUUGACUCGUUGUUGAAAACGAGGGAAAAUAUGUGAAAAUGGCUUUUAGGUAAAAAUAUCAUCUACUUUUAAGCCUAUUCGUGAUGUCAAAAAUGUAUUUUAGAGAAAUUUUCAACAGUCCGAAGAAGAAAAAUUCAUUAACAUAUGUUACUACUUAUUAGACCUACUACUUUUUUCUACUGCAAAUUGCAACUAGCGCCAUACUUUUUACAAUGUAACGCACCGAAGCACUGACAGCGGUAAAUUGUGGAAAAAAGGUGAGCCUAGUGGUAAAAAUUUUGGUUGUGCGUGCAGAGGGUAAUGUAAUGCUUUAAGUUUUUAAAGUUUUUUUGUGAAUUUAGCAAGUGCAAAAUACUUAAAAAAAUCGCGCUUCCACUUGAACAUUCCCCCAUCGAACCAGAGUUGUUGAAGCAAAUUAAAAAGGAAGCAACAAAAAAAUUUACAAACGCUGCCGCAUUAUUGCGAGAAAAAAUAUACAUAUGUGUAUUUAACAGUGGCGCCACUACGAAGAGGGUGUCACAACUUGAGCCAGUAUUUUUAUAGGGGAUGCGUGGCUGCGGCUAGCAGUGGCAGUGCGAUAGUUACCGACCAUGUCAGCCACUCUUUUGUUGUAAAGUAACUACGAGUUUUUUGAAGAAAAACUACUACAAAGCUACUAAAAGAAAGCGCAAAUAAACACACAGGUCAAAUAGAACUGAUUACCUGCUCAAUCGUAGGCAGCAUGAUGGAACCGGCAGUGUUACAAGAACAACCACAACAAAUGAAUGACUAUAAACAAAAAGUCAAUAAAAUGCAAAAAUUGCUGCCCUCUUUGGAACAGUACAUUGCGAACGUAACUUCUCAGAAUGAAAAUGCGGAAGAGUUGGAAAAAUUAAAACUACUACGGGAGCUGUUGUUGCAGCAGGAGGUUGUGGGUGACAGAUUGACACUUGGUGAACUGGACAGAUAUGAAGUGAUGCUAAAGGGUGUAGCGAAUACACCGCUGUUGACGUCGGCGUCAACGUUGGUUUCCAAUGCUUGUGGUGAUGAGGACACGACAUCCAAUGUAUCAGCAAGUAAAACGGCCCUUGAGGCCAAUAUUGAUCUUCCUAAGAAUGGCGAUAUUGAUAAAAACUUCAAUUCCAAUGAAGUAGAGGGGAAGGAAUCGGAAGGUGUUGUAAACGGUCUUACACUUCCAAACGAAUGUGAAAAAAGUGAGGAAACGUGUAAUGAAGGGAACGGAAGCCGAAAUAAAGAGAGUGAAAGCUUGGGAAAAGAAAAUAAAAGCUCCGAUAAGGAGAGGGAAAACUCAGAUAUUGGCCAGACAAGCAAAGAAAUUACAGGUUCAAUAAAAGAUCAGGAAGAAAAUGUUUUACAAUCAUGUGAUGAAACACCGGGCGAACAAGACUUGGUUGAUGAUGUCUCGGAUUCAAAGAAAUUAGAUGAAAACUCCCAGAUUUGUGAGAAGAAAAAUGAAGUUACAAAUUCAAAUAAAACUGCCCGCAAACAGGAACUAAAAGAGCAAAACUAUAAAGACGACCAGCAAAAUAAUGAUAAGUCCACAGAUACUACUACAACAGAAGCUCUCGACCACUUCGAAGCGCCAGAGGAUAUUGAAGAGAUUGAAUACGAAGAUGUCGAAUUGAUUAAAAUACCCGAGAGCACCGCGGAAGAUGAGAUGAUUUUACCUGAUUCUGCUGAUGAAGCGGAAUUCUCGGCACAUAAGAGCGAUGAUGAAGUGGAGGAGGCCGAAGAGGAAGAAGAGACGGAGGAGGAACAAAUUGGGGAAAACCAGGUUGAAGAGGAAGAAGAGACAGAGGAAGAACAAGUUGAAGAGGAGGAUGAGGAAAAUAUCAACGCCUGCGUACAUAGUGAAAACGUAAUAGAUAAAGCUGAAAUAAUAAAAAACAACCAAGAUAUGAAUGAAACUGCAGUGAGUGAUAAAAACGAAACCGCACAGGAACAAAUAGAAGUAAUACAAGGCAGCGAUAGCAAUAAAAGGGAUUCAGAACACACUAAAGAUGUCAAUGAAAAAGUUAACGAAGAUACAGACGAUGAUGAAGCACAAGUGGAAGAAGCCACAAUUGAGGAGAUCAGCGAGGCGCCUACUGGCAGUAACGAGGAGAGUUGCGCUUUACCAGCCGAGUUCGACGUUGAAAUUGACAGCCAGAGUGAUGCUGCCGUCGGGGUAGGAGAUGUGCUUCAAACAGACGAUCCACUUGGUCAAGCAGAUGUAACAAACGAAGCGGACAAUAGCCAGGAAACUAGUAAUGAAACUGCGGCGAUACGCACUACUGAGCACCAAAUCCUUCAGCAGCCGACCGACGUAGCUGCCGAGACAGUGUCAAAUGAAGAUCCAAACGUUGAUGAUGAUGAUGAUGUGGAAAUCAUCGAGUCGCGUAAUUCGCCUAUUUGUCUUGACACCGACGAGGAAAACGAUAAAGAAUUCGGACCGAAAUCAGCUGCCAACAAUAGCCUACUGAGGGAGGUACAAUCUACGCAGAGUCUUUGUAAGCGGCAACAUACUCGGGUACCUAAUCGCAGAGAUCAACAGGAAAUGACUAUUAAAACCGCGAAAUCGGUAACGGAAACAAUUGAACUACUCGACAGCUCCGAUGAAGAUGGCGCUAACUGCAGUAAUAACCCACCGAGAGGCCGUAAAAGCCGCACAACCCUGCGACCAACUCUCACAAGAACUCUGGUUAAAAUGCCAACUCAGCAAGUGCGUAUGGGUAAAAAACGCACGCUUCUACCAGCGGCGCCAGCGCAAAAGCCGAUCAAAAUAAGUAAAGUCAUGUCCGGCGGUGCAGUACCGGAGGCUUAUCGUGCAUUCCUUUCCGAAACGUCGUCCCCACCGCGUGCUUCAGCAGUAAAGUUACCAAGAAGUGUGUCGUUAUUCCCACCUACCAAUUUCACCCCUACACCACAAUCAAACUUUUUGAAUGCGGUCAACCUGUUACCAGCCUCUGCUACGUCCGGCGAUAAUCCACUCGCCUUCUCUGCAAUGCUUUCAAACAAAAAUAUUAUCAUACCGAAUGCUUUCUAUGCCAACCGCCGCACCACAGCCAAGGACAAGGAGAAAGAUAAUCAAAAGGAGAGGAUGGAAGAACCUGCUGCGCACGAAGUCUCGCCUUCGGCUUCUUCAAAAAGCGUCCCCAAAUCAACGCAAGUGUUAGUGACGCAACAGCAAGAGCGCGUCUACCGCGAAUGGUUGGACGGAUUCAUAGACAAUUUCGCCAACCCACAACAGAUCGCGUCUCAUUCGUGCCUGGUGCUGAUGCAGAGUGCACUCAAAUAUAAGGUUUUCGCGCGGAUCAAAGACUUGCGCACAUCGCUCAAUACAAAGGCGUACACGUCAAAUUGCACAGCUGAUGGACAGUUAACGCGCGAACUACGUAACGCUUUUUACACAGAUGACUGCCGUCUGUCUAUGGAGGGCUUGCGUUUUUGUGCAGGCGCCUGCACACAAAUCGGCAUCCACGUAACGCUGAUGACCGAUGCACGUACGGGUCGCAUAACAACGCGCACGAGUUCAUACGAUGAGCUAAUGGCAAAAUAUGUCAAUGGCGGCGGGGUUAUGAGCGAUGACAAACGAAAGCGGCAUAAAGGCGAUGAGGAAUACACACCAGCCAAAUACUAUGAGAAAAAGGUGGAAGAGAGUUUGCCUAGUCGGGGCGAGAGACGUAAAUCAUUACGUCAGCAUCGUUCCCGUUGCUAUGACGAAACGUUUCUCUAUGAGCCAGAGGAAGCUGAGGACGACGAACCGCCGCCAGUCGAGAAAGAGGCCUCAACUAAUAAAAGACGACAGGAAGAUCAAAUGAUGGCGUUGGUCCAACGCAAGGCAGAGGAGAAACGGCUGGAGGCGAAACGCCAGCGGCAACAACAAGUGAAAUCCUUUGAAAGUGCCUAUUUAGAAAUGUUUGCCAAUUCGUUGCAAGCCAAAAAUCUGAAAGGAUCUACCGCCGCAGCAAAGAGAUUUAAUGAGAGUUCAUCCAAAAGUCGAAGCAGCAAUUCCACGGACUCGACAAACAACCAAAUUGUCAUCGAUGAUGAUGACGAAGAUAGUCUCGUAGACGGUGAACCACGUUCACAUCGCAUUUACAAGGUUGUACCAACACGCCUGUUAGCAGCGGAAAUCUCGGAUAGCUCAUCGGAUGAUGAGCCUAGACCAAAGCGUGGCCGACCGCGCAAGCAGGACCUGAGCAACUUGAAACCACAGAAAAAAGCAGCCGAGCCGGAGCUUAUCACUUGCGAUAGCACAUCGAACGAUUCGGUGUGUGAUGUAAAUGAUAUGCCUGCACCAGAUAGCAAAGCGCCCAAGAACAUAAAUCCCAACUGGCACGCGGCCAACGGUGAUUGGUGUAUCAUUUGUAAUAAGCGCAAGCCACGCGUCGUUUCCCACUAUGUCAACGAACAUCCCGCUUGUGAGGUGUAUAAUUCACGCAUUCCGAAAACGGCUUUGGCGCAGCUGCGCAAACAAGGUGGGCAAGUGUGUGAGAAGAGCCAUCCUUACUCGCACGCCCAAGAUCAUUAUACGGCGAAUUGUGUUUUCUGCAAUAAGACUUGCUGUUUUCAAAUUAACUAUUGGUAUCGGCACUAUGCCAUACACACAGGCGAAUAUGCUUUUCGUUGCAGUGGCUGCAAUAUACGGAAAACAACAGUUACGCUCAUGAAGAAUCACAUUAAUCAGCCAUGUCCCAGACGCGGCAGGCUUAUCCAAGACUAUGCGUACGACCUACGCGUCAACAAAAUUAAAAUGCACGUGUGCACGCUUUGCAAUUACAUGCAAUUGCAUAGGCGUAAUGUGCUGAAGCAUCUCAGAACGCAGCACGGCUUGAAGCAGAUUAAAGCAAAAAAUAUCGAAAGUGUCAUCUUGCUUCGUAUGCCAGAGACCGAAGAAGCAAACAGUACGCAAGAGAUUAACGAGUUCAUGGAUUUGAGUAGCGGUGGCGAUGAGAACAGCAGCCAGAUGGCUAUGACCUUUAAUUAUGACAACUUUGACGAAGCGGGUGCAGUCAAUAUGUGGGACGACGGUGAUCCGACAGAUGAUUUAUCAUAUAUGAUAUGCGGAAUGCUCGAUGUGCAAAUGAGGGAUGAUGGCGAGUAAACGACGGAGCGAAUCGAAUGUCAAUUUAUACUUUUUUCUCUCCGCGCUCUUUCGUAUUCUAAUUAGCGAGACCUUUGAAAUAUUUUUCAUUUUUACUUUAGUUCGUAAUUGGAAUAUGUUUUUGUUUACUUUAAUAAUUCACGAAAUAACUUUUAUCUUUAAACGUUAGCAUUAAAAAAUUUACAGUCAAUCGGUGAAGUUUACAGCUCUUUAGUUAGUGAGUAAGAGAUAUUUGCAAAUCAACUUCCUAUCGAAAAAGAGUAAGUCUCUGUUUAAAACAUUUAAGGAACUAAGGAGUUUCUUUCAUACACUUGCGAAAAUCAAAAAUAAACUCUUGACUAAACAAAUACUAAUAUACAUAUUGAUUUUCUGUAUAAUCGUAUUUUUUGGUAUACAUAUAUAUGUAUGUCUAAACUGAUUAGUGGUAAUAGCAAAUAGAUACAUAUGUAUGUAAAUAUGUACAUACAUCUAUCGAUAUUGACAUAAUUUCCCUGUAAACCAGGAAUCUCAGCGCAGCAUUUUGUAGCUUAGAAACAGAAGCUAACGAGGUUGGUCUGGCGGUGAACGAGGACAAGACAAAGUACUUCCUGGCAACACAUAAAAAGUCUUCGCGUAUUGGGACACAAGUAACUGUUGGCAGUCAUAACUUUGAACUUGUUGUCGUUGUUGUAGCGGCUAAUAUCUCAGUCGUUGUCGUCAAGCUCCAAGAACGGAAGCCCUAAGUGCAGCCUCAAUGGGGUCGGUCCACAGGGACAAAGGCGUUUGCGUUGUCUAGUUUUCCGGGCAUAUGAAGAGAUGUUCCGAGUCGUGGGGUGUCUCUCCGCUCGCCGGACACUCAUUUGGCACAUCUGCGUCUAAUCUGCUCAGAUAUGAGUUUAAGCCAGAGCGAAGUUGGUCUAUUGUAAAUGUAAACAGAGUAUCUGAAUGUUACUAAUAAAUCAUACUUCUACUAUUGUGGUUCUUUGAAGUAGUGAAGGACUUUGUUUACUUUGGAUCCAGCAUAAACACCACGAAUA